Messenger RNA from Galdieria sulphuraria, 820 nucleotides. RefSeq lists its product as uncharacterized. The coding region runs from base 59 to 781 and encodes 240 amino acids. The record is from RefSeq and is a predicted model, not a curated record. The transcript has 5 exons. NCBI's taxonomy places the organism in Eukaryota, Rhodophyta, Bangiophyceae, Galdieriales, Galdieriaceae.
AUUGACUGAUUGGAUUGAAAUCCUUACCAAAUUUGUACCAAAUAACUAUCAAGCCAUUAUGGAGAUUUCAAGACAGAUAAGGAUUGUAUUCUCAGACUUGGACGGUACUUUGGUUCAUUAUCCACAAGAGUUGAAAAGAUAUUCACAGAUUGAACAACUUAACGAUGGAAAGUUCGUGGUCAGAUACAAAGAUUCGGGAGAAGAGAGGAUAUGCUUGGCCUUGCCGUCGACUACUCGUGGGUAUUCACUGAUAUCUCUUGAGACUUGUCAACGCAUAGAAGAGAUACGUGAGAAAGGAGUUUAUUUUGUGUAUAUCAGUGGAGCUAGAACAGUUACUUUUGAAAACAGGCGUUCCCUUUUGCCGAUAGUUGAUUUUGAGGUUUUUGAAAACGGAGGAGUCAUAACGCAACAAGGAAAAGUAGACCAAGAAUGGCAACAAACCAUUUCGAGUUUUAUAGGCUCAAAUUACAGUUUACGAACACCAGUAGAAGAAAGACAAGGUUCUCUAUGGGAUGCUUAUCGACUCUUAUUACAAAAAGGAUUCAAAUUAGAUGCUGAUGGCUAUUUGACACAGUUUCGAGUAAAAAAGCCACAAGGAAAUACAGAACUUGACAAAGAGUGGUCAAUUAUGGAAUCAGAAAUCCAACAAAAGUUGAACGUAAAAGUAGUUUGUAAUUUAAACGAAUUGGACGUUAUUCCUUCUAUUGCCGGCAAAGAGAAUGCUGCGAAACAUAUUCUAAAAAAACUUCAAUUGGACACUUAUCAUACCGCAUUUCUGUAAGGAUUAUCUAGUUAUAUUACGUUGAAGACUUGAUACUAG